This is a messenger RNA of Rhizophagus irregularis DAOM 181602=DAOM 197198, 324 nucleotides long. The record is from RefSeq and is a predicted model, not a curated record. Lineage: Eukaryota; Fungi; Glomeromycota; Glomeromycetes; Glomerales; Glomeraceae.
AGUAAACUUCACGUGAUAAUUGCAUACUUUGCAUACUUUAUAUAUCGCUAUUUACAUCAUGAAAAAAAACAUUAAUCAUUAAUCAUGGAAGAUCCUAAAAUUCAAGAAGCUAUAGAAACUUUGGAUAUACUUCAUGAAAUGUCUACAUUACUCAAUACCGGUUUGGAUCGUGAUACACUUUCAUUAUGUUUGAAUUUAUGUGAAAACGGUGUAAAUCCCGAAGCUUUAGCUGUAAGUAUAUUUGAAUUAGUUGAAAUAUGAUGAUAACUAAUAUAUUUUUUUUUUUACGCGUCUUCAUAUUAAAUAGAAUUAUAAAAUUAUUUU